UUAUUUCUCAAACAAAUGUGUACCAUAUACGUUAAAUUAAAUGUGCAUUAAAUAUUUUGUAGUCGGAAUAGAAAACAAUUAUGUCAAGAACUGUUACAGUCAUUUUCUUUGUGAUUUUUGCUGAGGUGACUGCAUAUACAUUGCCGAGUGCAACGCCUCCCGAUGAAUGUAGUGACGAUCCAGGGCAAGGUAAUGACUAUAACGGUUAUAACGGCGGCCAUCAUAAUGGAGGAGGAGAGCCUGAUCACGGUAAAGACUAUUAUAAAGGAGGACAUCAACAUGGAGGAGGAAGUCAUUACUAUCAAAAACAUUGCCCAUGUAAAAAACCUCAUAGGAGAGUAGACUUUGUAUUCGUUAUCAAAUUGGUAAAGAAGAACUAUAGACCACCAGGCCACAGACGUCAUGGUUAUGUUUCUAUUCAUACUGACGUUUUACGGGUUUGUCAGAACGACAAGAAAAAGAAGCCGUAUAGUGGAAGGAGUCGUCAACCAAUGGCAAGACUGGAAACACUCGCAAAUGCAGAUCCCGGUUGUGGACCUUUUGAUGGCAUGACAGAAGGAAGAUGUUAUAUCGUCAGAGGGUAUACAUCAAAGCCAAGAUACUUUAGGUAUUUUAACAUAGACCAAUGUAAUCGUCCAGAACCUGUUCCUUGCGGUUAUUCAAAGUGUCCAUACUGAUGAGAUUAUUGCAUUUAAAAAUAAAAGAGAUUGAAUUAAA
Molecule: messenger RNA, 717 nt
Organism: Mytilus californianus (California mussel)
Lineage: Eukaryota; Metazoa; Mollusca; Bivalvia; Mytilida; Mytilidae
Exons: 4
Coding region: 81-677 (198 amino acids)
Source: RefSeq, a predicted model, not a curated record